This is a messenger RNA of Ectocarpus sp. CCAP 1310/34, 1553 nucleotides long. The record is from the annotation of a GenBank genome assembly. NCBI's taxonomy places the organism in Eukaryota, Phaeophyceae, Ectocarpales, Ectocarpaceae.
GUGAGUCUUCUUCAUCCUCUGCAACAUGAUCAGAGGAAGAAGCGCCUGCGCCUACGCCAGCGGGUACGGGGGCACCAGAUCCAGCGAUGGCCAGUGAGUCAUCCUCUGCGACAGCGUCAGCGGAAGAAACACCCGCGCCUACUCCAGAGGGCACGGAGGGACCAGCUCCAGGGACGGCUAGUGAGUCUUCUUCAUCCUCUGCAUCAGCAUCGGAGGAAGAAGCGCCCGCGUCUACACCAGAGGGCACGGGGGGACCAGGUCCAGGGAUUGCUAGUGAGUAUUCUUCAUCCUCUGUGACAGCGUCAGCGUCAGCAUCAGAGGAAGAAACACCUAUGCCUACGCCAGAGGGCACGGAGGGACCGAGUCCAGGGUCGGCUAGUGAGUCUUCAUCCUCUGCAAGAGCGUCGGAGGAAGAAGCGCCGGCGCCUACGCCAGAGGGAAGAAACACCGGCGCCUACGCCAGCGGGCGCAGGGGGACCAGGUUCAGGGACAGCUAGUGAGUAUUCUUCAUCCUCUGCAACAUCCUUUGCAUCAGCGUCGGAGGAAGAAGCGCCGGCGCCUACGCCAGGGGGCACCGGUGGACCAGGUCCAGGGACGGCUGGUGAGUCUUCUUCAUCUUCUGCAACAUCCUCUGCAACACCAUCAGAGGAAGAAGCGCCGGCGCCUACGCCAGAGGGCACGCGGGCAACAGGUCCAGGGACGUCGAGUGAGUCUUCUUCAUCCUCUGCAACAUCCUCUUCAACAGCAUCAGAGGAAGAAGCGCCGGCGCCUACGCCAGAGGGCACGAGGAGACCAGGUCCAGGGAUCGCUAGUGAGUCGUCUUCAUCCUCUGCAACAUCCGUAGAGGAAGAAGCGCCGGCUCCUACGCCGGAGGGUACAGGGGGACUAGCCCCAGGGUCGGCUUGUGAGUCUUCUUCAUCCUCUGCAACAAAGUCGCCGGAAGCGCCCCCAGCGGCAGAGAUCGCACCGCGGUCUGAAUCCCCGUCUGUCGCCACGCCGCCUCCUGCACCAUUUUCAAGUUACUCUUCUGAACCAGGAGUGGGCAAAACGCUGUCUUCGUCGACGGAUUCACAGCCUGAGGUGCCGGGCAAAUCACCACUUGUGGAGGGCCCUUCUUCUGUCGUGACUCCUGAGCCCUCGGUCGGUGGUUUUGCUCCAUCACCACCGAUAGCGACAACGCCCAGCGACGGCGCCAGCAACCGCUGAGGUCCUGACUCUUGCGCCGGCGAUGGGACAACCACCCGUGGAGGAGAAUCAACCAAGCGCUACUCCACGCAAGCUCAACCUUGUUUUUGUUUGAUUCGAGAGUAGACUGUGUUGAUUGAACGAGGAAGGGGUUGGGUGUCUGCAGUUGCAAGGAGUUCAACUCGAGUGGAGGUGUUUCGCAUGUUUCUCGAGCAGAACUCUUGCGGUGUUUGGGAAUUAUGUGGUUCAUACCUCUAUUCGUGUUCUUUCUUAGUCUGUGCGCCGUAAGCCUUACGCGGGGACCUCAAUGCCAUCAUUAUUGACUGUUUCUUCGGCGCGCAAGUUCGCUUUGUCUCAACAGUAGCAAG